GGAAGGUGAAGGAGAAGAAUGCAUUAGACUGAGAGAAAAUAAACCAGAAGUCUGCUGGAGAGAAGAUCUCAUUCAAGACGUGAGCAGAACCCAUUCAGACUGCUUUCAAACAGGAUCAAGAUGUUGCCGGUGUCACCCUUCAUGUCCCUGCUCCUCCUGUGUGUGAUGGGGUCCGUCUGCACCACAUCUGUCAGUCCGUCACUGCAUCGGCCUCCUCUCACACGUGUUCGCAUUAUCGAAGUCGAGGACGACUACGAUGAAGAAAGUUCAAAGACGACGCUGUCGCCAGGGGUCACGACCUCUCGUGUGAUCCGUCGACCUUGUGAUUAUGACCCCUGUGCCGUUCAAAUGACCCCUUGCGAAAAGAUUUCAGCCCAGACGGGCUGCCUCUGUCCUGGGUUGACGGGGCCAGAGAAGAGACCCGAGGCUCCUGAGCUCCGGGAGGUGAAGCUGGACGGAUCCGGCGAAGUGUCUGUGCAUUGGUGUGCUCCUCGCUCCACCGUCACCUAUUAUGAAGUCACACUGAAAGAUGGAAACAAGCAGCUGGUUUUCGGAGAAUAUUUCAGAAAUGGUGCCGUACCCGGGCUGAAAGUCGGGGAGACGGUGUGUGUGGCAGCUGGGAAUAAAGUGGGAGUCAGCGAGAAGUCGUGUGCACGAUAUGAGCCGCCACAACCUGACCAGGCAGCUCUGAGCGCAGGGAUCAUCGCGGGGAGCAUCGGCUUCCUGCUGCUGCUUUCAGCGCUCGCUGUUAUACUGUGGAGACGAAGGUCGUGUCAAAAAGGCAGGAAGGGAGACGCCGAGGGCCUCGGAAAUCCUUCAUACACCAAUGAUGGAGCACUGUGAUAGGAAAACAAAUGCAUGGAGAAUGAAACAAGUUGCAAAGAGACUGAGUUUUGUACAAGUGCGCUAUUGGUCAAAAGACUGGAAUAAUAAAGAUUUUUUUAAUGUUUUUGAAAAAAGUCUCUUCUUCUCAC
Molecule: messenger RNA, 974 nt
Organism: Sinocyclocheilus grahami
Lineage: Eukaryota; Metazoa; Chordata; Actinopteri; Cypriniformes; Cyprinidae
Product: leucine-rich repeat neuronal protein 4-like
Exons: 2
Coding region: 121-843 (240 amino acids)
Molecular function (GO): protein binding
Source: RefSeq, a predicted model, not a curated record